CUAAUAAAAGUUCAGUUAGUAUCUAUCAUUAUUUUUUGGCUUUCGUAUGGAUAAGAGAAUAACUCCGCUCCUGUUCAGUGCUCUGGUGAGGAUGUUAGAGCCGUCUUCUAAAGUUUCCCGAGUAACUAAUCAAAGAGCCAAAAUCAGACAUUUCAGGUUCUGUGGGGUUCUGGCAGUGAAAAGAGCCAUCCUGUCUCUUCAACCCGCCGCCCCCAUCAGUACCCCCCCGAGCCGCACCUUCAUCCACCUGGUUGCUCCCGUCAGCACCCGCAGGAUGGAGUACACAGAGAGCCGGAAGGUCAGGUUCACUCCUCAGCAGAUAUUCAGCGUGGUGGCCAGCGUGGACCAGUAUCAGCACUUUGUUCCCUGGUGCAAAAAGUCUCAGGUCAUAAAAGGACACCACGGGGAUGUUCAGGCAGAACUGGAAAUGGGCUUUCCCCCGUUUGUGGAGCGCUAUACAUCUCUGCUCACCUUCAUCCCAAACCGUCAAGUCAGGGCCGUGUGUGCCGACGGGUCGCUCUUUAGCCAUCUUGAAACGAUUUGGAAGUUCACCCCUGCAGCUGGAGACCAGCAAGGAUCCUGCCAGGUGGAUUUCUAUAUGUCCUUUGAGUUUAAAUCUCUCCUGCACUCUCAGCUGGCCUCUGUGUUCUUCAAUGAAGUUCUGAAGCAGAUGGUUCGAGCCUUUGAGUCUCGUUUGGAAGCUCUUCACAGCAGCCACCAGGUGGCAGAAAAGAGUACGCAGAGAGAUUCAGAUUUAUGACCUGGAGCCACACCCACUCAGCCCUUCAAACCACUUAAUAAAUAUGGAUCCCUGAGGGGGCCUCACCCACAGUUUGGGAACCACUGCUUGAAGCAAAACCAACCGGCAUCUUCUAAGUGAAAAUCCUGCCUUGCUGCCAACACAGGGACUGGGUGUACUUUGUUUUUGUACUGGCUCAUCAUUCACUAAGUUAUUUAUUUGUGAGCCACAAGCUAAUUUAUUGUCUUUAUUGUACAUAUACAUAUUUAUUUGAGAAAUAAAGGUGUAAUUUUUAAAGAUAUAUUUAUAUUAUAAUAACAAAUUGUGGUGUUAAUGUACAGACAGGUGAAUCCUGUGUGAUACACAAACUUGUACAGAUGUUUGUUUGUUGUCCACAUCUGUAGUCACUGAAAUUAAAAAGAUCUUUUAUUU
Messenger RNA from Thalassophryne amazonica, 1171 nucleotides. RefSeq names its product coenzyme Q-binding protein COQ10 homolog, mitochondrial-like. The coding region runs from base 47 to 760 and encodes 237 amino acids. The transcript is spliced from 6 exons. Gene Ontology annotation, biological process: cellular respiration; ubiquinone biosynthetic process. Gene Ontology annotation, cellular component: mitochondrion. Lineage: Eukaryota; Metazoa; Chordata; Actinopteri; Batrachoidiformes; Batrachoididae. Gene Ontology annotation, molecular function: ubiquinone binding. The record is from RefSeq and is a predicted model, not a curated record.